ACAAUAAAAAUAUAGCCAAACAGUAAUCGUAAAACGUAACCAAUUCAGUCUUGUAAAUAAAAUAUUUUAUUGUGAUAUCAUUUAUGGGUUGGGUUGUCUAUGUUUUUCCAUAAAGCUGCCAAAAAUAUGAGCCUAUGAAGAGUGGUAUUAUGUGAGAAAUACGAUGGUGGAGGUACUGGUUGAAUUUGACUAUACAGCUGAGGAGCCCGACGAGCUUACCAUCAAAAAAGGGGAUAUAAUCAAGGAUGUGUCUCAAAAGUCUGAAGGCUGGUGGGAAGGAACUUUGCACGACAAAAAGGGAGUAUUCCCCGAUAACUUCGUCAAAAUCCUCACAAAGGAAGGUGUUGUGUUAAGGAACAAGCGCGAUCUCGCAAGAGUGAGACAAUGCAAAGCAUUGUUCAGCUACAACCAAGACCAUGAGGACGAGCUCAACCUCAAAGUAGGAGACAUUAUCGAUAUAAUAGGGGAAGAGGAAGAAGGAUGGUGGCGCGGUCUUUUGAACGGCAAAGUAGGAGUGUUUCCUUCAAAUUUCGUCGAAGAAAUCACCCCAGCCCUAAAUAGGCCCAAACCCGGUACACGCGAGGACCUUAAAAUAGCCGAACCAGUUCCAGCAUUGCCUGCCAAACCAGUGAAACAGCAAUGCGAAGCUCGAUUCUCCUAUAGUGCACAAAACAGCGACGAAUUAACAUUGAAAGAGGGCGACAUCAUAACCAUCUUAUCUAAAGAUGGCAAUGAGCCCGGCUGGUGGAAAGGAGAAAUCAGUGGAAGGAUCGGAAUGUUUCCGGACAACUUCGUCGUUCUGUUGCCAUUCAGUGGCGACGAAAAAAAGAGUACCCCCAGUGGCAAGGCUGAAAGCCAUCCAACAACUGACUCCAGUGCCAAUAAACCCAGUUCGGUAGCCGCGCAGCGCAAAUCCUUGGAGCCGAAAAGCGAGCAAAGACGCCAAGUUCCCAAGCCGAAAGCUGCACCUCCUGUUCCAGGUAAAAAACCUUCAAUAUCGGUGAAGAAGUCGCCCUCCGCUACCGGGCUCGGACUGUUGACGAAGCUGAAGGACAAAAUUGCUGAUGCUGUGGAUGGAGCGACCAGCAGCAAGGCAAAGGCCGAACCGGCCAAGGAGGCCAAGGAGAACAACGCUGAACAUGUGAACAGUUUCGAUCAGGUGGAAAGGCGACCGCUGCUGAGCGAUGUUAGAGCCAACAGAGCCAGACCUCCAGGUCGACGGCUUCCUACUUCCACUCACAAAGACGAGGAGGAGGGCCUUAGUCUUCUAAACGGCCACGAUCUCGUCGGCAAGUCUGAGGAGGGUUUGCGAUCCAGCAGCGACAUUCUCAGUACCUCGUCGUCUGAAGUGGAUGGUAGCGACGGUCCGCCGAAAGUGCGACAGUGGGAGAAAAACAAAGCGCCAUGGUUGGAGGAGAUGAAACUGAAUCAAGCUAAAAGAUCGUCAGUAUCUCCCGUUCCCGAACUACGGCCCAAACAACCUGUCGGUGCCGAUUCAGCCAAACCCGACUCAGAUGGAUCAAAGUCAAGCCAAAAUUCGCCGGCGGACAAGGAGGUGAAUAUUGCGGACAUGUCCAAAUCCAUGUCGGAGAUCAAAAUCAGCCCAAUGGAACUGAAGCCGAUCCCCAAGCCCUACAAGACGCCCCCCAACGAGCUGGAGCAGCCGUCGCCCCUUCAAAGUAAGCCCGUUGUGUCGUCUGUUAAUAGGCAUUCAAUAGGUUCCACACCCAAAGAGUCCCCUCCAAGACUCCCUAGCCAGAAAAUCUCCCCCAGGCCCAAAAUGGAAGCUUACGAAAAUGUGAUUACUCAAAAGGCUGUAACGGGCUUUUCGAGUGCUACAUCGUUCACAAGCGUCAGUCAUUCCAGUAAUUUUUCCCAAAAAAGUACCUCCGCCAGUACGUCAGCAUCGGGGUCUUUUAUGACCGCAGACCUUCUGUCAUUGACGCCCAGUCCAGCACCAAAAUUGGAGAAAGUUGGGGUAAGUCUGGCUAUGUUCAAUGAAGUGCUGGAUAGGUUGGAGAAAUUGGAGAACAAAUGCGAACAGCAGGGGCAACUGAUCGAAGCGCUGAAGAAUCGGCUGCAGGUGGAAACGGAAAUGCGGAUGAUUUUGCAGGAGAAAGUCAUGCAUAAUAACGUGCAAGUAUGAGCAGGACUUUGCACAGCGGUCGUAUGGUUAAUCAGUAUUGUAUAGGCUAAAAAUCGACUUUUGCUUAAGUGAGCACCGUUUCAGAAUUUACAAAUGCCAUCGUAUGCUUGUUAAAUUAUGCUACUAACUUGUACAUUAUUCUGCUUGAUUGCGGACGUUUUUAUGCCACAUGGUCUCUUAAAUACGUGCUAGGUGUACUUAGUGAACUUCGAAAUAGUCCUCUAUUGGCUGGUAGCGAUAUUUCUUUUCGAGUUUAGGAGCAUUUUUAUCUAGUUUUUUUAUUCAACAGGGUUUUUCUUAUUGUUCAGGGUAACAAUAGCACAUGAUCAAAAGCAUUGUGCUUUUAUUUGGAUUAAAAGAAUGGUCAAACUUCUGCAAACAAAUUAUCUUUUUUGGAAUAUCGGGAAAUGGUGCGAUGGAUUUUAAUGACUCGCUGAGAAUUUCUUAUGUGAUACUCAUUUUUUUAUAAAGGAACCGAGUUCAUGCGCUUUGGGUAAGUGAGUAAUCAUCUUCAAGAUCUUGUAACAUUCAUGGUUUUGCGCAAAAAAUAUUUCUGUUCUCUUGCCAACUUACAGUUUUACCAUUCAUUAACUUUUUACAUUAACAAAAGUUGAACUAGUUUUUUUUGUAAUUUCGGGAAAGCGCUCAGAAGAAUUCUAAUAAAACUUGCUGUGGAUUUGUUCCUACGUCAGGACCAUAAUUCCGCAUCUUCUUUUCGUAAGAUUUCUGAUGAAAGCAAUUCUGACGAAAAAUCGCGAAGUAUUGUUAAAUAGCACUGAAACGAAAACGAUUUUUGCGCAAAAUCUAUGACUGCUACAAGAUUUAUCAAAGAGCCGAAAAAUGUCCAAAAAGGGUUAGUAGAUCAACUCAAAAAUAAUCAGUUGAUUCUAGCUGCCAAAUAAAAAAGUUCUGGUACUUUUUGCACCAAGACACUCAAUAAUUCUUUACUUUCCCAAAGUGGAUGAACUCGAUUUGAUAAUCAAAACUUCUUAGUCUUACAUAAGAGCAAAGUCACAGCGAGUGUUAAUAAAAGCAGAGAAGCUGGACUUUUUUGUUAAUAAAAGUUAUCAGUAUAAAUUUGAGCCAAAAAGUGUCUCAGGGUCCUUUUGAUCAUGUGUUGACUGCACACCCUGUAUAUUGAUGUAUACAUUUUAUAAAAUCCUCUUAGCCUUUAACAAAGCGUGGAGAUCGUUGAUUUGGUUAAUGUUUUUGAUGUUUCGCAUUAUCAAAGCAGCCAACAUCCGUGUGCUUCUCCCGGUCCUUGCAUUGUAUAUUCGAAUUUUGUUAUUGUGUAAUUAAUCCCCAUGAAGCUUUAAUAAGUGUCAAGUCAAUUUCCAGAAACCCCUUAAAGCAAGCUUUAAACAGGAGCUUUACGAUUCCUAUUAAGUCCUAAAAAUCUUGAUAUGUUUGCCAAUUUGUAAUUGAUUUAGUGAUGCUAUUGAUAAGUUACCCAUCUUUUUAUAACGUGUUUCUAUUUUUAUACCAUUUGUACCACUAAAAUUUAACCCGAAAAGGGAGCGUAGUUUUUUGCUAUUUUACUGGUUGUUACACAAACCCCGUAUUGUUUAAUUUUGCUUUCGUAACAGAAAGGUAUUUCCAAAAACGGUGAUAGGUACUGUGCUUUUAUAUAAAUUGCAUUGCCAUUGUGAAAGAUUGUUUUUAUUUAAUUAUUUUGAGAAACGUAUCAGAUGCUGAAUCAGCUAGGGCUUAUGGUGUUUGUCUUUUAAUUUUCUCUAAAAUAUUUGAUAGCGUUUAGCACCUGAUAUAUUCCUCCGUAGUACCGUAAGAAACAUUCCAACUAUACAUUUUUUUUUGUAAAUACAAUUAAGUUAAUGAAAAGAGUGAUAAGUUUUGAAAGCUAUGUAAGUACUUAGAUUUAACAAAUGUUGAGAAAAUAUAAUAUAAUAUAAAAAUUAAUAAAUCUAUUUAAAGUAA
Molecule: messenger RNA, 4081 nt
Organism: Dendroctonus ponderosae (mountain pine beetle)
Lineage: Eukaryota; Metazoa; Arthropoda; Insecta; Coleoptera; Curculionidae
Product: SH3 domain-containing kinase-binding protein 1
Exons: 10
Coding region: 164-2146 (660 amino acids)
Molecular function (GO): protein binding
Source: RefSeq, a predicted model, not a curated record